This is a messenger RNA of Bombyx mori (domestic silkworm), 2887 nucleotides long. RefSeq lists its product as uncharacterized. Gene Ontology annotation, molecular function: protein binding. The coding region runs from base 1 to 2568 and encodes 855 amino acids. NCBI's taxonomy places the organism in Eukaryota, Metazoa, Arthropoda, Insecta, Lepidoptera, Bombycidae. The transcript has a single exon. The record is from RefSeq and is a predicted model, not a curated record.
AUGGGGGCAAGGUCCCGGGAGUUACUACUGCUCCUGGCAGCAUGCGCGCUGGUAUUCGGCGAAUCUAUCAAUAAAACCGUCAAGAAAGACAAAGACGCCGACAACUUAUUGGAUCAAUAUGAGGAUUACGAACCCGCGGAAUACCAAGAGGUUUUGUACAACGAGGACAGGCCCUGUCCCAGAGACUGCAUAUGCUCUGUAUCUCAGGGAUACAGACAAGCCAAGUGCAGCUUCCUCGAAAUCGGUACACAAAAGUUCGGCGAUGAUAUCCUUGAUCUCGUGGUCGAAAACGCAGAUCCCCGCUACCCGAUUAAUCUAGACGACUUCAUGUUCAAAAAACUCGGACUUCACCAGGUUGCUACUGUAAAAAUCGUGAACAGCACGAUUGGUUAUAUCGCCCCCAAUGCUUUCCAUGGUGUCCAUGACCUUUACGCAGUCAACCUAUCCAACAACAACCUAAAGAGCCUUCAUCCUGAGACGUUUGCGAACAAUAAGAAGCUGUUACUUCUAACGCUUUCAAACAAUCCCCUCAAAUUUCCUGCAGCUGGGUCCGAAAAUUACUUCUUGAACGCUUCCUCUGUACAAGAGCUUGAUGUUUCAUACUGUAACAUGCAGUACAUCACGGCAAAUACUUUCAAAAAUAUGCCUGGUUUGAUGUACUUGAAUGUUGCCGGUAACAACCUAUCCGAUAUGGAUCCAGAUACAUUCAAAAAAUUACUCGAUCUCGAAGAGUUAGAUCUCCGCAACAAUCACAUUAAAUCGCUCCCCGACGACAUUUUCUCGGAAAACACCGAACUAGCAACACUGCAUUUACUGAAAAAUCCUAUUGAUACAGUGUAUGGCCUCCAAAUAUCCGAUUUGCUUACACUUAAUGCGGGACAAACAAACAUUAAGUUUGUUGGGCCAUCAAUGUUCAACGGUAUGGGUCUUAUUGCUAAUCUCAACCUCAGCGGAAAUAGUAUCGAGAAAAUCCAUAACCAGGCAUUCCACAAAUUAGUAGAACUCAAUUAUUUAGAUUUGUCGUAUAAUAAUUUGGAUUACAUGUCCAGUAUUCUUAUCAAAGAAAACAUCGAACUUGACAUCUUCAAAAUUUCAAACAACCCACGGCUAAAACAUUUACCGGUUGAAGGUUUCACAUGCUCAUCUGAUCAGUUUAAUAUUUACUUCUUUGGCGCAUCUGACUGUGGUCUAGAAGAGAUUUACGAUAAUUCUCUGAAAACAUUCUCUGCUCUGUCAAUAAUUCAUCUAUCGAAUAAUAAAUUAACUACCAUAAACAAUACCGUUUUCUCGCACUGCCCUAAAUUAAUGGAAAUCAAUCUUGCUUAUAAUAUGCUCACCACUUUAGAUCCUAAGCUCUUCGCAAAGAACAAUGAACUUGCAAAGCUUAAUUUACAAGGUAACCCUCUUAAAGUACUUUCUGCGGAAAUUUUUGUCCACACUCCGGCCAUGAUUUGGCUAGACAUGAGUCACGCUGAAUUAACCUCUUUGUGGAAAGUAGAUAAAAAUCACCCACUGACAGUUCUUAUCAAUUUACUAUUCUUGAAUGUAUCCCACAAUAGAAUUACGGAAAUUAAACAAAACGAAUUAGAUAAUUUGAACAAACUACGUACUUUAGACAUUACCAACAAUCCGUUGGCCUGCAGCCGAGACUUUGAAAACCUCAUGACAUGGCUGAACAACCACACAGUGUUGCCUACUGGUAACUCUGCCAACGUCGCCAAUAUGGCUAGAGAUGGAAAAGAUGAUGAUGCCACUUACAGCUGGGAUUUCCUGACUAUCAAGACUUGUGGAACUACAGUUAUUUCCCAUCCUGUUGAACCAUUAUCGGCUGUAUCUGACGAAGAAAUUUGGGAAAGAAUCGACAAGGACACUGAGGGUAAUUUCGAUUUGAAGAACACCUUAGAUGACGGUAAAAUUCCUGAUGAUACCAACGCUUCUGCUGACAGCAAACUAAUAAUUGAUAGCACUGAUGAAGAAUCAGAUGACGUUGAUCCCGAUGAUGAUGAAGACGAGGGCGACGAUGAUGACGACGAAGACGACUCUGGCGAAGAUUACGAGAAUGAUGACAUAGAUCUUAAAUAUGAGCUCAUCAACAAAACGGACUCGAAAUCUGAGAAUACAAAGAAAUCUGAACAACAGGCCACAGAGAAAGUUAAGAUUGACAUCAAGCUCUUAGACUUAUACGAAAAUUCUGAGCCAGACGUCUAUGUACGAACAUCGACCGAGGAAGAACACGGCCAUUACAGCUACUUGUGGCCAAUAUCCAUUGCCAUCCUCGGAGCGCUUUUGUUGCUAAUCGUUAUCGCUAAGGUCGUCAUGAUGACGUGUAAAUCAAGAACCAGGCAGCUCAGAUACAACAGUGCCAUUAUUGCAGCGAUGAGUCAACCCGGCCGCACCAAAAAGGACUGCGGCUUGGUAUACCAGCAGUUGUCCGAAGACCUCACAGGUCCGGCCACUCCAAAACUAAGCCGAUAUGCUCCACUUCACAGCGUCACUGUCAAUGCAUCCAACAUGUCCUAUGAGAGCAGUCCCUUCCACCACAACAACAUCGUGCCAGAAGCAGUGUGAGCCACACGUACAAAAUUUAAUUUUUAAGAGUUAUAUCAUGAAACUAACAACUGAGCUAACUCUUUUUCAAGCAACAAGUGAUAGAAUAUACGCGCUAGUCACACAAUAAAUAUUUGACACAUUUCAUAUUAGUGCCUUUAUGUGUACACUCGAGUAACAAUUCGACCAAAUUAUCUAGCGCUUUUUUUUUGAAUUAUCAAGUAACAAAUCGAAGUCAAAUUACUAAUUAAUUUAAGAUUAUACAUAUUAUUAUAUAUUAUACAAAUUAGUUGAUAGGUUUAUUUUAUGUACUUAAAAAUAUUAAAAUUAAAUACUAAAA